AUGCCUGCGUUCCCAGCUCUGAAACUCAGCUACUUUGGCUUCGCUGGUCGCGCUGAGGCCGCUCGGCUGGCCUUCUACAUUGGUGGUGUCCCGUUCGAAGACAAGCGCCUGAGCCACGAGCAGUUCCCUGAGUUGAAGCUGUCGCUCCCGUUGGGUCAAGUUCCGGUGUUGGAGGUCGACGGUCAAGUCAUGACUCAGACCUACGCAAUCCUCCGCUACGCUGGUCGUCUUGGCGGUCUCUACCCGGUCAGCACUCCCUUCGCAGCGCUCAAAGUUGACGAGAUGCUGCACGCGCUGUGUGAAAUGGGAGACCAGAUCAUCCCUUCCUUCCAAGAGCAAGAUGCUGAGAAGAGGAAAGCGAUGCGCGAAGAGCUCGCCACCGUCACUCUGCCACGUUACGCCGCCUUGGUGGAGGCUCGACUGCAAAAGCUGCAGGAGCUGCCAAUGUUCCGAUCUGAUGCCGUGUUCGUGCACGAGAUCUCGAUCUACACGUGGAUGAACGCGAUCAAGCGAGGUGUGCUUGACCACAUCCCGACCACGCUCUUCGACGACUACAAGCUCCACAAUGCGGUGUUCAACAAGAUCGCCAACCACCCGAAGGUCAAGGAAUGGUACAGCCUGCCGCACGAUACCUCGAAGCUCAAGCUCAUGUAUUUCCCGCUCCAAGGCCGUGCGGAGCCCAUUCGACUGGCGUUCUUCAUCGGCGGCGUCGAGUUUGAAGACAAGCGACUGUCGUUCGAUGAGUUUGAGAAGGUGAAGUCGGAACUUCCAUUCAACCAGCUACCAGUGCUGGAGGUUGACGGUGAGGCCAUCUCACAGUCGUUGGCUAUCCUGCGCUACGCGGGAAACCUCACGGGCCUCUACCCGACGGUCGACCCGCUUGUAGCUUCCCGUGUCGACGAGAUCUUCGUGCUGAUCGACGAAAUGUACAACAGUCCUGCAUGGCGCGAGACCGUCAGUGAGCGCGAUCAGGAAAAGCUCAAGAAGUUGCGCGAGGGUCUGUCCAAGGGUAUUAUCCCUAAGACCCUGGACUUUUUGGAGAAGCGUGUGGCCGCCUUUAAGGGCCCGUACGCUACGGGGAAAGUCUUGACAGUGGCGGAUUUGGCGAUCUACGCGGUGAUUCUCCCUCUGAAGACUGGCAGACCUGGAACUCCCGUUGAUAUCGCGGAUUCGUACGAGCACCUGUUGCAGGUGUACGACCAGGUCAAGGCGCAUCCGAAAGUGGCCGAGUGGAACGCUGCCCAUGCGUAA
This is a messenger RNA of Phytophthora sojae, 1251 nucleotides long. RefSeq lists its product as hypothetical. The transcript has a single exon. Gene Ontology annotation, molecular function: glutathione transferase activity. Gene Ontology annotation, biological process: glutathione metabolic process. Bases 1 to 1251 code for a protein of 416 amino acids. Lineage: Eukaryota; Oomycota; Peronosporomycetes; Peronosporales; Peronosporaceae. The record is from RefSeq and is a predicted model, not a curated record.